Drosophila eugracilis is the source of this 418-nucleotide messenger RNA. RefSeq lists its product as uncharacterized. NCBI's taxonomy places the organism in Eukaryota, Metazoa, Arthropoda, Insecta, Diptera, Drosophilidae. Bases 137 to 418 code for a protein of 93 amino acids. The record is from RefSeq and is a predicted model, not a curated record. The transcript has a single exon.
GAGUAGAGCUACAGCGAGUUUAAAAAAUGCAAAGGGAAGCACUGGAGAUCGAAAACUGCUGACGACCUUAUACCAGGGCAUGUCUUCGGGGCAGUGUAUUAGGUACCGGGUAUUGGAUACCUAGCGCUCUUAGCAAAUGGCCAAGAUGAUGACGUUUUGGUUUCUGGUUUUGGUUCUGGCGACCUUAAAUCCGACCCUGCAUAGCGGGCGCGUAAAAGCCACCAAAGCCAUUUCCGCGUCGAGGUUCACGUUUCUGGACCGACAAAAUGACGAUUACGAGACAAGUUGGUCCCACUUCCUUCCCACAAACUUCUACUCCGAAAUGAACAUGCAGUACUACAGGAGAUUUCGUAGACAGGGUGGCUUGGUAGGAGGAGGAAAACAACCGUACCCAUUUGAAUAUGCUCGAUACGUCUGA